Dermacentor andersoni is the source of this 3726-nucleotide messenger RNA. It is a transcript of the gene Pop1, whose product is annotated as POP1 ribonuclease P/MRP subunit. Gene Ontology annotation, biological process: tRNA 5'-leader removal. Gene Ontology annotation, cellular component: nucleolar ribonuclease P complex; ribonuclease MRP complex. NCBI's taxonomy places the organism in Eukaryota, Metazoa, Arthropoda, Arachnida, Ixodida, Ixodidae. The record is from RefSeq and is a predicted model, not a curated record.
GCGGUUACAAAGGCAGUUGGCGAUUAUAGUUGUUGGACAGGAUAGGCGCCCAAAGGGCGCAAACCUUUUUAAGAAUUACUACCGAAGAGCUUCAACAAUAAACUCGAUGUUCACUAUCAUAGGCUUUUGUAACAGAUGCUUGAUUUCUAAACCGAAACAAAAAAAAAUGUUUAAUGGCUUGGAUUGGAUAUUUUAUUAGCUUCCCAAUUAGACAAAAUGGCGGCGCUGUUUCUGCACGUGUUAGCGUUGCGUACUUUGCGCAGCUUGUUUAUUCAAACUUUCUCUCAGAGCACGACUAGGCUAUGACCAAGCUGUUACAGAAAUGACCCGAACACUGAGCUAGUGCCGAGCGCUUGUAGUAUUUGAAUCGUUUGACGAUCACCAUAUUGCCGGCAGCUUCAAGCAGGCCUCGGAAGGUGAUCGUCCGGAUCCUAGCGUGCUCAUGCAAAAUGCCGGCGGGAAUGGAAAACCCAGCAGAGUACUACAAGAAUGUUGCUUUUUCACCAACCAGUGUCAACGGUGAAACGACGAAGCUUGCGGGUGGUGACAGUAAAGACACGGAACUUUCUUCUGGGAAGACCCUGACCGGAAAACGAGCAGCUGACGAUGGCAAAGCGUGUGGUGAAUCCAAGAAGCCACGUCUUGAAGAGGCCACGGAGGUAGAAGACGUGAAGGUGCCACGAGAGGUGCAGCUGUUUCAAUUCCUGGGAAGCCGAGCAGACGAGAUCGCGUCACUGGUGAAAGAUGUUGAGCGCAAGUACCCGAAGCUCAUCUCGCAACAGGUGCCUCGGCACAUGCGGAGGCGUACAGUCAGCCACGACAAGAGACGCCUGCCCAAGCGCCUCCAGGAAAAGCUUGCACACGAGCCUGACCCACCCAAGGGCAAGCGUCCCAGCCGUAAGCACCGCCGUCGGCCACGCAACCUGCUGGCAGAGUAUGCGCGGCGUCAGCGGCGCCACGUCUGGCUCGAGACGCACAUCUGGCACGCCAAACGUUUCAAGAUGGCCGACCUGUGGGGCUACCGUGUGCCGCUCCACCCGACAGACAAGGGCAUUCGAGCAGCCUAUCGUGGCAGUGCCAAGCAUGUCUUGCUCCAUGACUUGUCCUACUACAACUGCAUCGAGCUGAUUGGCAAUUCAGAAGAGCUCAUCUCCAAGCUGGCUCUUGUGACGAACGCAGACGCAGGUCUUACAUUUGGAGCCAAGUCCUACCUUCCUGGAACGCGGGAAGGCACAGUUGUGUUGUACCACCGAGACUGUUACCCAUUUGGUGCCAUCGGACCAGCGAAGUUUCUGUGGCGUGCCCCUGCUAACCAGAGUGGCAUUGGCAAUGCGAAAGGUGAUCGCCAACUGUGGCUGUGGGUGCACCCCACCAUUCACGGCGAAGUAUCUGAGGAACUGGUGGCAUUGUUUGGUCUUCGAAGGGUGCAAGCAAUGCCCGCACACGCGGCGAUAGUGAAAGUCCAAAGCAGUGGUGUUAGCGAAAAGUGUGAGAGUGGCAUUCAAGUGUCCACUGAAGGAGCUACAGCUGGUGACUCUCAACAUGUGAAGUGUGGAGGCUUGGCGCCUGCGACAAACUACGAGUCAAUGGAAGAAGCAGCGGAUAGCCCGAUUACAAAGGAGAGAACCAAACCUGACCAGCCAUCGGUGCAGUCAACAGUUUCUGCAGACAGGGCAGAGUCUGAAAGGAAGUCAUCGAUGACCAGUUCCCACGGAGCGCAGAAACGGGAAAAGGUGGCGACAAAGAACCGUGCGAAGUCACCGAAAAGAAGGAAAGCCAAAGAAAAGAAGGCAGCCUUCACGGUUGCUGCUGGCAAUUCAGAGUUGGAAAAAGACAAUGCGUCAUCAGUUGCCGAGGUGUUGCAAUUGCCUGUGUACACAAACGGCUCGGUGACGAUGGUGCAGCUCAAGGAACAGAUGGUGAGGUUCUCGUUGACGGGGCCGCUUGCGACGGGAGUUGUGCUCAACACGCUCGUGCCAUCCCUGCAAGCUGCAUCACCAGAGACGGACGUGUGGUGGAACAAGCGGGCGGAGGAGAAGGAGGCACAGGAGGCAGCCUGGGAGAGGCUGCAAAGCGAAGGCGCCGAGUGCGAGUCGGCGCUACUUCCCCGUGUCCUGGGGCGGACUGUGAGGGACCCGCGGAUCCUUUUGCCGGCCUGCAAGACCAAGGUGACUGGCCACUGUCCGCCAGACAAACUCAACGGACUGCCUCUGCUUCCACAGGCAAGUGAUUCAGCAUUGUGGGAUCCACUACUGCGCAACGCUGUGUCAUCCCAGAAAAUGUCUGAGGCUGAGCUCAACCGACUGAGAUCGCAGAGCCCCAGGCCUGGCAUGCUACUUGAGCUGGGAGACGCUGAAUCUAGGAUACCCAUCAUGGCUAUUCGGAAGGAAGGUUCCCGAACCAACUUAGGUUUUGGCAGUGGCUGGGAUGUGAUCCUGCCAGCAGGCUGGGGUCGGCCAUUUUGGAUCGCUCUAGUUUAUCGGGGAGCCCGUGCAUCCGGCCUCAGGGAGCUGCGGAGCCUGUCGCUGGAGAUGGGCCGGCCCUGCUUUCCCUUCGACCACCCAGACACGGCAGCCACCCAGCAAUCUGAAGAGGAUCACCGCCGGGAGCUCAUGACCAAGCACCUCAGGUACCCUCCAGACAAGCGGCCAUCAUUCCAGAAGCUGCGCAUCUCCUGCCCUUUCUUCUUCCCAUGGUCACAACUUGUUCAAGAGUGGCGCAGCACACUGGACCAGCCGAGUGCCGACAUCAGCCGUGACGGGUCGACUUUCUACGUCCUUAGAAGCCGUAAAGUCCUCAGGAGGCUGGCAGCUCUGUUCGCAGAUGUUAACAAGAAGCGGAAGAAAGGUGCGGUUUCACCGACAGCAGUGUCCAAGCAGUUAGACGAAAUUCGUACCAUGGCACGGGCAACGAACCUGGACCUCUCACACGCGCUUGUCUGCGUAGAACUUGUCAGCUGUUCAAGGGGAGUACCGAAACAGUUUGACUCCAUCUCUCUACCCACAACGGAGGACAUGCUGGCAAUAAAGCAAAGCAAUUCUGCUGACUCAGCGGAAGCGCCAUGCGAGCGCCUGAGGACGUUGAAGAAACAGAAAGAUGCCAAACUGAAGAAGCGAAAAGCACCCAGACCAACUAUAGAAGAGUUGUUAGCGAGGCCGGCAGUAAGUGGCGUUGUCAAGAGUUGCUCAAGACUUUUGUUGGGGGGUGUGGUGAGCGGGGACUACUGUUUCUCAUCAGCGUGCGGCAGGGGACUUGGUUACUGCGCGUUUGAAGGACUCGCUCAUCUUGUGCGAACUUCUGCUUCAGCCAGUGUUAGGCCACUUGUGUUGUUCAGGCAUCAGCACUCUGUUCAAUACAGGUACGCAACUUUACGUGUGCUAGAGGAAUGCUAAAGCUCGAGUUGGUAGAGCUUUAUGUAAAGACAUGGUAGUUUCUUCCCCUAGGAAUCACUAAUUUCAUAAAAUCGCCUUUUCAUCUGUUGGUUUGCCUGUAGAGUUAAUGCAUCAAGGUUUAUAUUGUAACACAGAUGUUGAGUGUGUACACGUGUAAUAUAUUUCGUAGCUUAAGCCGCCAGAUGCAUUGUGGUUGUAUAUUUUUUGUAAGAAAGGUCGUGUGCAGCAGUGGUGGGCAGUGAUUGGUGCAGGCAUUCCUCCUGGAUGGCACGGCCACUCAUCUUGUUACGAAACUGAAGUUGUAAAAUAAAUGUGCAUACUCUGUUUCAGUGGA